AAAAGGCAAAUUUUAUAUACGGUUUUUAAAUUAUAAAUAACGAAAAGGCGCACUCAGAAACCCUGCAGAAGAACCUCACGCCACUCGCUCAACUCAGCAACCAAUUCGGCGGCAACUCGACUCAGUCCGAGAAGAAAGAGACACAGGUGUUUGUUAAUUCUGUAAUAUCCAUGGCUACUGCUGCUUCGUAUUCGUAUUCAGCAUCUUCAAUGAGUAAGGUUAUGCCUUUUCGCGGAGCAAAAGGAGGUUAUCGUAAUGAGUUUUUGUGCAGUCAGUCGAAGUUUUUGAGGCAGACAGUUGAGUCUAAGUCGAUGUUUUUGUCUGCUGAUAAUAAGUACUCGAGGAGUCGAAUGCAAAUCAGGGCAAUGAGUGUUGACAAGGCUCCUUCGUUCUCCACGGGGAAUAAGUUUCAGCUGAAUGAUAUUCUUGAAGCUCAGCAGUUUGACAGGGAUACUCUUACUGCGAUAUUUGAUGUUGCUCGUGAGAUGGAGAAGAUUGAGAUUAACUCGCCAGGCAGUCAGAUUCUUAAGGGAUAUCUCAUGGCCACACUUUUCUAUGAGCCUUCAACGAGGACUAGGCUUUCGUUUGAGUCGUCUAUGAAACGAUUAGGCGGAGAAGUUUUGACCACGGAAAAUGCACGGGAAUAUUCAUCAGCAGCGAAAGGAGAGACACUAGAAGAUACUAUAAGGACAGUUGAAGGGUAUGCCGAUAUAAUUGUGAUGAGGCACUUUGAGAGUGGUGCUGCCAAAAGAGCUGCAAAUACAGCUAGUAUUCCUGUUAUUAAUGCUGGGGAUGGUCCAGGACAGCACCCAACUCAAGCUCUUCUAGAUGUUUACACGAUUGAAAGGGAAUUAGGUAAACUUGAAGGUAUUAAAGUUGGAUUAGUUGGAGAUCUUGCGAAUGGGAGGACAGUUCGCUCACUUGCAUAUCUGCUCUCCAAGUACCCAAAUGUAAAGAUCUACUUCGUUUCUCCUGAGGUGGUGAAAAUGAAGGAUGACAUAAAAAUGUAUCUCACCUCAAAAGGUGUUGAAUGGGAAGAAAGUGCUGAUCUUAUGGAAGUGGCUUCCACCUGUGAUGUAGUUUAUCAAACUCGCAUUCAGCGAGAACGAUUUGGAGAGAGAACUAAUGAUUAUGAAAAAGCUCGAGGCAAAUACAUAGUUGAUAAGGCAGUCUUGGGUGUGAUGCAGAAGCAUGCAGUGAUCAUGCAUCCUCUCCCCAGGCUUGACGAGAUAACUGUGGAUGUUGACGAGGAUCCAAGAGCCGCAUACUUCAGACAGGCAAAAAAUGGUCUAUAUAUUCGAAUGGCUCUGCUAAAGCUUCUACUUGUUGGUUGGUGAGAGGGGUGAUUUCUCAUCAAUCUGCAUUAACAUUUAUCUCGUUAAAACUUCCCAAGUUCUGGUUAUUUGCAGUGUAUGAGAUUUUUUGAAAUGGCAUUUGCGUUACUUUCUGCAACCAUCAUUCUCAAUGUUUUGUGAGACAUGUUUGUCCUCAUUAUUGUUUGUUAGGAGAUUCCUUACUAGCUAGAAGUAGCCUAGGUUUAAUUGCUUGAAAAAAAUACUUUUAUUUUUGGUGGCUUGCAAGUGAUUUCAAGUAUAGUCUGUUAA
Molecule: messenger RNA, 1604 nt
Organism: Daucus carota subsp. sativus
Lineage: Eukaryota; Viridiplantae; Streptophyta; Magnoliopsida; Apiales; Apiaceae
Product: aspartate carbamoyltransferase, chloroplastic
Exons: 6
Coding region: 171-1337 (388 amino acids)
Biological process (GO): amino acid metabolic process; 'de novo' pyrimidine nucleobase biosynthetic process
Molecular function (GO): aspartate carbamoyltransferase activity; amino acid binding
Source: RefSeq, a predicted model, not a curated record